Messenger RNA from Closterium sp. NIES-67, 1957 nucleotides. The record is from the annotation of a GenBank genome assembly. NCBI's taxonomy places the organism in Eukaryota, Viridiplantae, Streptophyta, Zygnematophyceae, Desmidiales, Closteriaceae.
GUGGACUACAUCCUGGGCAAGAACCCCCUGAACAUGUCCUACGUGGUGGGUUUCACUGCCAACUACCCGCGCCGCAUCCACCACCGCGGGGCGUCCGUGGUGUCGUUCAACGUGGACCCGCGCCCCAUUGCAUGCGGCGCCUCCUUCACCUACCUCUACGUGGACGCGCCCAACCCCAACGUGCACAUCGGCGCUGUGGUUGGCGGGCCCAAGGGCGACGGGACGGACAGCUAUUCGGAUGUGCGCAACAGCUACGAGUACGGCGAGCCCACCACCUACAACAACCCGGGCCUCGUUGGCGCUCUCGCCCGCCUGCUAGUUGGCGCUCUCCCGCCUGGCCCCCCGCCCCCGCCCUCCCCGCCCUCUCCCCCUCCCCCCCCCAGCCCGCCUCCAUCCCCCCCUUCUCCGCCCAGCCCCCCGCCUGCUCCACCCUCGCCCCCACCGCCACCGUUUUCAGACGUGACGGUGCUGUGCUCCAUCGUGUCGUCCUGGACCGACAGCAACGGCCCACAGAAGCAGUGGAACUGCGAGGUGCGCAACGAGGGCAUCUACGCCGUGCGCGGGAUCACCCUAUCCGGCUCCUCCUUCUCCCCCAACUCCCUCUGGAACAUCGACCGCUCACUUGUCCUCCCCGACUGGGCGGCCAACCUCAACCCCGGCGGGUCGGCGGGGUUUGGCUUCAUCCAGGAUGCGGCACUCACGCCCGUGUUCCGGGUGGUGGCGUAUACGUCGAGUGCGCCUCCUUCCCCGCCCGUCACUGCACAGCCGCCGCCCCCACCGUCGCCACCACCAGCACCAGCGCCGACACCGACACAGCCACCACCUUCACCCCCUGCGGUUAAACCCCCUCCUCCUUCGCCUCCAAUCCAGCCCCCUUCCCCGCCGCCCAAGCCGCCGAGCCCCCCGCCUCCUGUGAAAACCCCGAUCACGUUCGUCCAGACCAUCGACGCCACGGUGCCGCCGUCCUUCAACGUGUUCAACGUGACGAUCAUCAACUACACCAACAAGACUGUCACCUCGCUCAAGAUCCAAGCCAAGGGCCUCGCCCCCCUCGCACGCUGGGGGCUCAUAGACCACCCCACCGCCCCCGGCUACUUCACCCUCGUCCCGAAGACGUUCCCGAUUCGCCCCAAUGAGGCGGUUACACAGCUGGGGUAUCUGCAGUAUGGGGCUGGGGCCACGUUCACGGCUGCAGCGUUUACCACCGCGCCUGCUCCCCCCUCGCCGCCUAGGAGACCCCCUCCGCCUCCCCCGCCGAAACGGCCACCGCCGCCACCGGUGGUUUGAGAGAUGGAGAAUAUGGGAAUGAGGGGAAUGAGAAGGGGUGGGGGGUGGGGGGGGGGGAGACGAGUGAGUUGGAGUGUGAGGGGAGAGGAGUGAACGUGCGUUGCGGGAAUAAGGGGCAGGGGCAGGAAGAGACGAGAUUGGGUAGCAAGACGGAGAGCGGUGGAGGGGAGGAGAGUGCACUGUGUGCAGUGAGUCAGUGACAACAGAAGAGGCAGGUGGAUGGAUGCUCAAAUCUGGAUGGGCUGUUACAGUCAGUGCUGGCUCGUGGUGGCUCGUGGUGGUUGGUGGUGGUCGGUGGUGGUUGGUAGUGGUGGAGGUAGAAGCUGGCAGCUCCCUUUGAGAGUGGCUGGUUGGUGGUUGGUUGGUGGUUGUUUGGUGGUUGUUUGGUGGUUGGUUGGUUGGUACCUGUUGAUUGUGGUUAUGUGAAGUGGUGGACAUGUAGUGUAUGCCGCCGGCAGUGCGCCAAACAAGCAUCUAGCCAUCCAUUGUGAUUCAUGCUGCAUUCCAUUGCCAUGCCAACCAAUGACAAUAUAGGCCGCACUGACGAAGAAGCCGACAAGGCUGCUCUGCUCUCCUCCAGGACAGGACGCUUCACAUAACAAAACACCACCAGCACACUAGCUGCAGAGAAUGCCAUAGCACUCGCUGCAAAGAAGCACAAAUGCCCCUG